AAACCGUGUUGACUGCCGAUGGGAUGUGGUCGCAGUGGCAAUGUUCACAAACCUCUUUGCGGUGGCCACCAGUCGGACCAUGGGGUGGUUCUACGUGGCCUUUAUUGAGGAGUUCAGCUUGAAUCGCGAAACCUCUUCCUGGCCAGGUUUUCUGCUCAUGUGCUGCCACCGAACUUCAGGUCUGUUGGUUGGCAUGCUCCACAAGCACAUGUCACUGUUUCUGAUUGGCCUGAUGGGCAGCUUUCUCGCAUGGGGGGGUAUGGCAGCAUCUGCGUUUGCUCCGAGCAUUUCCUGGAUGUCCUUUACCAUGGGGAUUGUGCACGGCAUUGGUGCCGGAGUUGUGAUCCAGUCGCAUACGGUGGUGGUCCUGCAGCACUUCAGCAAAUAUAGAGGCGUAGCAGCAGGUAGUAUGUUCACAGCUAAUCCCACUAGCGCCAUCUUGUUCCCGGCUGUAUUGUCGGCCCUCAAUGACGCCUACGGCUUCCGUGGAGCUGUGCUUGUCUACGGUGCUCUCAUCAUGCAUAUAUCCGCUUUAUGUCCCAUUUUGAAAGAGCCGCCCUGGAUUACCAAUGCAGGAACAAUGAGAGAAAACGGUGUACAUGGAAACCAGCGCCUGCGGUCAACGCUCGUGGACUACGUGAACACUGUACACAUCUAUACAAUGGUAGACUACGCGCGCGACAAGGGUGUGUCCCGCACGCACGCUACGAUGUCCAUCACAUACGCCGCACCACCGGAGAUUCUUGGGCGACUACUUGUACCUCUCAUCGCAGAUAUGGGCUGGCUGAGCAGGCCGUUUCUAGCAUGUGGAUGUGCGAUAACCGCCGGGCUACUUUUUGCGGUCACACCGGAGACAGUGCAAAUAACACAUCUCGUGCUUCGGGCGCUGUCAUCAGUGACAAUGGGUGUGCUUGCCACUAUGAAGACAGUGCUGGUAGCCGACUACAUGGGGACCGACGCAGUGUGCGUCGUGUCAGGAGUGUCAGGCUCACUCCUCGUUCCCCUAAUGCUCUGCAAUCCCUUGAUAUUUGGUUUCUUCCGGGACCGCAUGGGCUCCUAUGACAACCUAUACCGCAUAGUGGCCGGAAUAAUUUUGUGUGGAGGGCUAGCCCUCAUUGCCUGUUUAGUUCGUUCAAGCAGGUCCAUAUCGACAAGAGUGAAAAUCUCUGAUGGUGACGUAUGAAGGUAAAAUUAGACAAUAGGAAAUGUCCGCAAGUGUAUGUUGCUACAUCAUAAGGUACGCGCACAUAUAUAAAUAUGUGAGAGAAGGCAAGACAGAAGCCUCAUAAGCAGCCUCAGAUGUUGCAUUUUUUAAGACUUCAAG
This is a messenger RNA of Rhipicephalus sanguineus (brown dog tick), 1324 nucleotides long. Its product is annotated as monocarboxylate transporter 11-like. Lineage: Eukaryota; Metazoa; Arthropoda; Arachnida; Ixodida; Ixodidae. Bases 41 to 1183 code for a protein of 380 amino acids. The record is from RefSeq and is a predicted model, not a curated record. The transcript has 5 exons. Gene Ontology annotation, molecular function: monocarboxylic acid transmembrane transporter activity.